Messenger RNA from Otolemur garnettii (small-eared galago), 1014 nucleotides. It is a transcript of the gene CUNH1orf52, whose product is annotated as chromosome unknown C1orf52 homolog. Bases 34 to 582 code for a protein of 182 amino acids. The record is from RefSeq and is a predicted model, not a curated record. The transcript is spliced from 2 exons. Lineage: Eukaryota; Metazoa; Chordata; Mammalia; Primates; Galagidae.
CGGUGGAGUCCUAGGUCGUCGCGCGCAGCCGUCAUGGCAGCCGAGGAGAAGGACCCUCUGAGCUAUUUCGCGGCUUACGGGAGCAGCAGCUCAGGCUCCUCGGGCGAGGAGGAUAACAUCGAGCCGGAGGACACAAGUCGCAGAGCCCCAGAUCCGGCGAAGUCUGCGGGCAGCUGUGGGAACAAGGCAGAGAAGCGGCUGCCGGGACCCGACGAGCUGUUCAGCAGCGUGACUCGCCCAGCCUUCCUCUACAAUCCGCUCAACAAGCAGAUAGACUGGGAGAGGCACGUCGUCAAGGCGCCUGAGGAGCCUCCAAAAGAAUUCAAAAUAUGGAAGUCAAACUAUGUCCCACCUCCUGAGACCUACACUACUGAAAAGAAACCUCCGCCUCCAGAGCUGGAUAUGGCUAUAAAAUGGUCUAACAUUUAUGAGGACAAUGGUGAUGAUGCCCCACAGAAUGCUAAGAAAGCUAGGCUUCUGCCAGAAGGGGAGGAGACGUUGGAAUCAGAUGAUGAAAAAGAUGAGCACACCUCUAAAAAGCGCAAAGUAGAACCAGGGGAACCAGCGAAGAAGAAAAAGUAGAAAACAAAUGAUCAGAAUUUCUGGACUGCUGAACUUAGUGAAAUAUUUCUUUGGGCAAAAUAAGUUGAUGUUCUGGAUUAUUGUGACACAUUUCCAUGAAGAUACGUAUGUUAAGGAACUAAUAAGUAUUGCCUCAAGUACUUUCCACUGUAGAAUUCAUUUUUCAUUUAAACAUAUGUAUUUAAAACUCAAAUGGUGACUUGUGAUUGUGAAAUUGACAACACUUGGAAACAUUCUUCCUAUCACAGAAUUGGUAACAUGCUUUGAGAAUUUUGUCACAUGUUGACAUGCCAAUGUACUAUGAACCUUUUAUAAAGGAAUCUAUUUUUAACGUAAAUAUAUUGUAAUGUACUGUGAACCUGUAGGGUGCUUUUCAAUAGUGUCUGUACAGUGUAAAUAGAUCAUGGAAAUAAAAUUACUUAUUCAAUAUUA